Molecule: messenger RNA, 1138 nt
Organism: Cannabis sativa
Lineage: Eukaryota; Viridiplantae; Streptophyta; Magnoliopsida; Rosales; Cannabaceae
Product: transcription factor ILR3
Exons: 5
Coding region: 212-925 (237 amino acids)
Biological process (GO): intracellular iron ion homeostasis; regulation of DNA-templated transcription
Molecular function (GO): protein dimerization activity; DNA-binding transcription factor activity
Source: RefSeq, a predicted model, not a curated record
GAAACGUUUACUCAGGUGGUGGUGGAACGAUGACCACACCACACCUCACCACCUUCCCCACCAUCACAACCAGAUUCCCCGUUUUUUCCCUUGGCUUCUUCUUCUCCUCCAAAAUCUCAAGCCCAUCAAUCUCCACUCCGUGUUUGGUUCUUGGGUUAACUCUAUCAUCUUCCUCGAACAUCCCAAUUCCCACUCACCGCCUACCCCGGAAAUGGUCUCCCCGGAAAACACCAAUUGGCUCUUUGAUUACGGCUUGAUCGACGAUAUUCCUGUCCCCGAUGGAAAUUUUCCUGUAUCAUCUUCUGGUUUUAACUGGCCUGUGCAAACCCUAAAUGGCUCUUCAAGUGUCAGUGUGGAGAUUGAUGGCUCAUUAGGAGAUUCAGAGGGCCUUAAAGAAUCUGGAUCAAAGAAGAGGAGUAGAUCGGAAUCGCGGAAUGGAUCUAGCACCAAGGCUUGUAGGGAGAAGCAGCGUAGGGAUAGGCUUAAUGACAAGUUUGUGGAAUUGGGAUCUAUAUUGGAGCCUGGAAGGCCUCCUAAAACAGACAAGGCUGCUAUUUUAAUUGAUGCCGUCCGAAUGGUGCAUCAGUUGCGCGGUGAAGCCCAGAAGUUGAAGGACUCAAAUUCGAGUCUGCAGGAGAAGAUCAAGGAAUUGAAGGUGGAAAAGAAUGAGCUUCGUGAUGAGAAGCAGAGGCUCAAGGUUGAGAAAGAAAAGUUGGAACAACAACUGAAGGGCAUGAAUGCCCAACCUGGAUUCUUGGCCCCCCCUCCUGCAAUCCCUGCUGCAUUUGCCGCUGCCCAAGGCCAGGCUCCUGGCAACAAGUUGGUUCCAUUCAUUGGUUACCCUGGGGUGGCUAUGUGGCAGUUCAUGCCACCCGCUUCUGUGGAUACCUCGCAGGAUCAUGUUCUCCGCCCACCAGUUGCCUAAGCCCUGGUGUAUUUGGGGCACUUGGCUGUGUCCCUACCCAACCGAAGAAGUGUCAGUAGUCUCGUUGUUCUUGACUUUUAAUCGUUUUAAAUGUAGUCUUCUAAAUUCUAACUGAAUUUGGUUGUGAUUUGACUGUAUUUGCAACCUGGAUACUUAUCUAUGCAUUGGUGGUGGUAUUUUCAUGUAAAUGGCAAUAAGCUUAAUCUCUGUCAA